Molecule: messenger RNA, 2628 nt
Organism: Iphiclides podalirius (scarce swallowtail)
Lineage: Eukaryota; Metazoa; Arthropoda; Insecta; Lepidoptera; Papilionidae
Source: the annotation of a GenBank genome assembly
AUGAUGGAAUGCCUUUGCCCCGCGCCGCGCACGCUGGCCUGUCGCGUAGUUUUGUUAGACGAAAGGGAGCUAUUCCACGAAAUACAGGAUAAUAGCACCGGUCAGGCAUUGCUCGACGUGGUUUUCAGGCAUCUAGAUCUCCUAGAAACGGCUUAUUUUGGCCUCCGUUAUGUUGAUCAGGACAACCAAACGCACUGGUUAGAUUCGGGAAGAAAGUUGAGGCGACAGCUCCGUGGAUCUGAUUCCCAUACGUUCUACUUCGGUGUGAAGUUCUACGCCGCUGAUCCUUGCAAGCUACUUGAAGAAAUCACUAGGUAUCAGCUUUUCCUUCAACUGAAACAGGACGUGUUGCGCGGACGUUUACCCGUGGGCUUCGAGCUCGCUGCGGAGUUGGCGGCUUACGUUCUUCAAUCGGAGCUGGGUGAUUACGAUCCAAGGAGGCAUGGACCCGGAUAUGUAUCGGAAUUCCGUUUGUUGUCGCAUCAGACACCGGAACUGGAAACACGAGCCGUUGAAAUCCAUCGGACACUCACAGGCAUCUCGCCCGCGCAAGCCGAGCUUAGUUAUUUGGAUAAAGUGAAAUGGCUGGACAUGUACGGCGUCGAUUUGCACCCGGUCUUGGGCGAAGACAGUGUGGAGUACUUUUUGGGACUCGCGCCAAGCGGCCUGUUGCUUCUACGCGGGAAGCACACGGUCGCCAACUACUAUUGGCCGCGCGUUUCGAAGUUAUAUUACAGGGGACGGUACUUCAUGCUUCGUGUUGCGGAUAAAAAUAACGAGACAUUAACCUACGGCUUCGAAUCUCCUACGCGAGCAGCGUGUCGCCACUUGUGGCGCUGCUGUUCCGAUCACCAUACCUUCUUCAGGCUGCAGCAGACCUCGCCCGCCUCGGCUGACAUGUUCGCUUUGGGCUCACGACUGCGCAAUAGCAGCGCCAAAGGGGCGCGAGCUCGACAGCCACCUGCGUUUACAAGGACCCCAUCGCGACGUAUUUCUCGACCGCCCUCUACCUAUUCCUCAAUGCUGGAUGUGCCAAAGCUAGAAGACUUGAGAAUAAAAGACUGUCCACCUGAAGUGAAACAACCUACCUCAGUAAACCGGCCUAACUCACUGAGUGGUGAGAUGGCGGGCUGCGAGACGGGCGGGUCGCCGCGCUCCACGCGCUCAGCGCCGGCACGCCGCGGACUGUACUCCGCGUCGCCGACCGCCACGCGCCCGCCGCCCGCACCGCGUCACCGCUCCGCAUCCGUCGACUCACAGAGCUCCAACGACUCCAGAUCCAAUCGCAAACACCGGCAUCGCUCGCGACGGCAGCAGUCGGACGCGGAGAGCGAGCUGUCGCGCGGCUCCGGCCGCUCGGGCCGGCGACACCGGCGACACCGCUCUCGACAUAAACACGACUCCGGCUCCGAGAGGGACGACUCGCAACCCGACACCAAAGAAUACGCGUUGGUGGAUUCAGAAUCUCAAUGGAAGGAGGUCCUGAGACAGACUAACUCUGGAGGUGGAGUACAGGUAGCGAAUGUGCGUCGAUCACAUAUGGAACCGGAGACUGGGACACAUCGUUCGUCUCAUAGACCGCGUAGGCACAGGAAACAUCGAUCACGAUCGGGUUCACCUAACGAAAAGAAAUGGCUGCCGAAUGAAUUGAAGCAACAUCUAGAGUUCUCAUUAGUCGAUACUGCUGGAAUGACAGAAGAACAACUGAAGGAAAUUCCGUAUACAGUAGUGCAAACGAGUCAUGCACGCCAGACCAAGCUUAGGACCUCAUCAAAACAUAGACAGACUGAUAAUGGAUCUUUGUCAAAGAGAGAUAAAAACUCGGCACCUCACAUCAAGAGCAGCCACGAUGUUCAUAAUCAAGGGUCAUUGAGGUCAAGUUCAAGCACCUUAAGUACACACAGGAAUAACGAUAAACACGGAAGACGAGCGUAUUCUGGUUACGAAGAACAGUUGUCACGUUCAGGCGAAGAGUUCUUGAAUAACGGAUACAAAGUAACUGCUACUCCAGUGUCUAACAAUAACAAUCCGUACAGUCCUGUUACCAACAGUAACAGUAACAGUUCCAGCGGGGAACUGAUUUCCGGCAGCGCUCGCGUCUCGCACGAGCACACUGAUUCCGGUCUGGGUGCCGACCAGGACUACGCGUACUCUUCAGAAAGGUCGAGCGACAGCGCGAAGUGCGGCGCAGGCGGCUCGGCGGUGCCAGUGAGUAGGCAGUGGAUCAUGGGUGGUGGGGCUGGGUGCGCCGGCGCGGGGCUGGCGCGUCGUCCGCCGGCGGCGCCGCGGGCCCGAAUGACGGCCUCGGGCUCCCAGCGGUCGCUGCUGUCGGUCGCCAGCGACAGCGCCACCUCGCGCCGCCCGCGUGAACUUGCACCGCGCGGCUACCCGCAUCCCGCGGACGGUGGCUUUUCCCUCUUCAGACAUGCUAGCAACAACAACAUAUUGGUGGGCGAGAGCGGCUCGCUGGCCAGGCGGUACGCGCGGCCGUCCAGGGAGUCGAGGGAUUACAACGCGAACGUGCCGCGAACCCACGCACGGCUGUCGCACCACGCCCACGUGCGGCACGACAACACUCUCGACAUUAUCCUAAAACCACUCAUUGAGAGCACGCAGCUUCAGAGCAAU